Messenger RNA from Malaclemys terrapin pileata, 2403 nucleotides. RefSeq names its product ADP ribosylation factor like GTPase 10 (gene ARL10). NCBI's taxonomy places the organism in Eukaryota, Metazoa, Chordata, Testudines, Emydidae. The transcript is spliced from 4 exons. Gene Ontology annotation, molecular function: GTPase activity; GTP binding. The record is from RefSeq and is a predicted model, not a curated record. The coding region runs from base 169 to 843 and encodes 224 amino acids.
CGCCUGCCUGCCUCCUCCCCACGCGCGACGGGAGCAGAGCGGCGCGGCCCCUUUAAGAGCCUGGCUGGCGGCCCGGCCCAGCCACGUGCCGCGGGGGGUCAGGCGCCCCGGCCGGCGGGGGCUCGAGCCCUGCGGGCGGCCGGCGUUUGCCAGCUCCGCCGGGCUCCCAUGGCUCCUCCCGGCGCCUUCAGACACCUGAGCCUGGCGCUGGGCGCCGCCGUGGCCGCCCUGGGCUCGCUCCUCUUCAUCGCCUGGAGAACCUACUUCCCCGGCGGCGGCCGCUGGGGGGCGCGCUGGGAGCCGCCGCUGGCCGCGGGACAGCUGGAUUUCUCCAUGCGGCAGGUCCUGGUGCUGGGCCUGGAGGGAGCUGGGAAGAGCAGCGUUCUCCACUACAUCUCCAGCGAGGCAGCCAAGGACCGCACAGCUCCCACCCAGGGCUUCAACUCAGUCCAAGUGUAUGCAGACGGUUUCCAGAUCGACCUGCUGGAACUUGGCGGCAGCCAGAACCUGCGGUUUUACUGGAACCAGUACCUGAGUCAGGCCCACGUGCUGGUGUUCGUAGUGGACGCUGCAGACAGGCCGCGCCUCCCCGCAGCGCGACAGGAGCUGCAGUGGCUGCUGGCUGAGGACCCUCGCUUGCCCUUGGUCGUCCUGGCCAAUAAACAGGACAAGAGCGAUGCCCUGAGCGCGGCUGAGCUGCACCGGGAGCUGGCCCUGCACACGCUGAACGAACAGAGGGAGUGCUUCCUGCUGCCCACGAGCGCCACGCACGCCGCGCUAGCCACUGCCACCAGCAUCCGGCACGUGAAGAGUCUGCUGGUGGAACUGCUCUCCCAGCUCUGACGUGCUCUUCACACCCUAGGGACAGGCAGGUUGGACUGACCCUGCUGCUGCUCGUGUUUGCCUGGACUGGAGACUGCUGGCUCUGCACUGACGGGCCAGAGCCGCUCUACUCCCAUGCACUCCUUUGGGGCCUAUGCAAGCUGCCCGCAGCUGGCCGGCCCAGUCAUGGAUCUGUGGCAAGAGGGGAGAACAGCCUUUGUCCCCUGGCAGCUCAAGGGCAGAGUCUCCCACCUCUAGAUGGGGCACAGUGAUGUUUACACACAAUAUCCCCAACCCCGCGCAGCAGGGGCGGAUGGGCACCAUUGAGCCUGGUGCAUGUGGCACGAAAGGGGCCACGCAGUGCCACAGCCCGUAAAGGCCCUGCUGUUUUGCAGCCCAGUUAGACGGUUGUGCCCCAGGUAAAUGACAUUUAAAUUGACAACUCUAAAUGAAGGAUGCGCAGGCAGGCCCGGUGGGUGCUUCCUGGCCCAGGGAGGGCGGGCAAUAGGGCAGAGGAGGGGCCGUAGGAGCUUCUGCAACGAGGCUCUUCUCUGGCAGGCAGCAGUUGUCUUUCCAUGGUGUGAAGGGAGCAGAAUCCCCCCUGCGGCCAGGGCUGCUGCAGGGGGCAGAUGGGGUAGGUGCCUGACAGACAGAGGCACUGGUGCCAGUCCAGCUGCCAAGCAAAAGGCUGCAGUCACUUCCCUGCACUCACACACGCACCCCCGCAGUGAGGAAAGGCAGUUACGGCACCUACCGGCCUGGAGCAAAGCUCCACUGGGAGAGUAAAUCACCCCCAGAUCAGUGGCUGAAACAGGGUGGGGCAGGGGGCGAGGGGAAGGGAGAGGUGCCUUGCUGGGAGACAAGGGAGGGGCAGGCACCUGCUGUUCCACAGGAGGGAUGCGUCUGCCCUUUCCUGUCUCCAGCUGCGUAAGGGCCAGGUGCUUCCCUGGCUUGUAAUCCCAGCCUGCGUGUGGAAGAGCCAUGGGUAGGGUGGUCGGCCUGCCCCACGCUCCGCAGCAGAUGGGUGGAGAAGGGGAGAGAGGCGGUUUCUGGAGCUGGUUGGAUGCUCCUUGGGGAGUGACUCUUCCCCAAGCCGAGCGGUACCCCCAUUCCUUCCUCUCGCCCUGCGUUAAGAGGCAGGACGAGGGCGGAGGAACCACUGGUGCAGUGCUACUUUACUGCAUUCAGGCCGUUUGCUGCUGCCAGCCCCAGGGCUGGAACUGCAGAAGGGCAGAGGCAGAGGGAUCUGGUGUGGUGUGGAGUGAGCAGAGCCCGGGGUCAGUAGCCCCGAGGCGGCGAGGGGCUGACACCCUCCUUGCUGUACCACUGAAGAGCCCCUGGAGGGACAGGGGUUCUCUCGGGCCAGUGACAGUCAGCCUGAGGCACAGGAGCAGCGAGUGGCUCUUUGCAGCACCUGACGUCAGGAUUAACCAAUCAGGAUGCUUUUACUAGAUUAACCACUUGCAGUUGAUAAAAUACUUGGUCAGUCGUUUUGCUGUGAGAAUAACCUAUAAAAACAAUCUUUCCCUGUCAGACUGUUUAAACAGGACGAGUACGAUAGUAAACGGAACGAUGAAUUCA